Molecule: messenger RNA, 2949 nt
Organism: Thrips palmi
Lineage: Eukaryota; Metazoa; Arthropoda; Insecta; Thysanoptera; Thripidae
Product: fanconi-associated nuclease 1-like
Exons: 12
Coding region: 209-2659 (816 amino acids)
Biological process (GO): interstrand cross-link repair
Cellular component (GO): nucleus
Molecular function (GO): 5'-3' exonuclease activity; 5'-flap endonuclease activity; flap-structured DNA binding
Source: RefSeq, a predicted model, not a curated record
GGAUGCUGUUUGCCGGGAUGGCUGGCAGUGGCUGGGGUGGUGGCAGCGACGCUCCGCCCGGCGGUUGGUUGGCGCUGCGGGGUUGGCAGCCCUGGCGUAAACAAAGGGAGUUCUGCGUACUGACCGCGAGUCGCGUCAACGUGCACACGCGCUGCCGUCUUGCACACAAGUGUGCUAACGUGACCGCACGCGCUGGCACGCGUGGAACAUGGCUGCAUCCACCGCAUCCACGUCCACGGGACACACGCAGGCCGACGAUGACGAGGACGUGGCCGCGGCGGCGGGGCUGAAGCGGUGCUGGGUCGUCGUGGAGAGGUUACCGGCGGCACACCGCGCGAACGUCAACGGUGGCGGCGCGCCCGCCGUGCCCGCCAAGCACGACCACGCCGGCUUGACCAGGGAGUGCAGCGUGGUGCUGGAGAAGCUGGACCUGGGCAACAACACCACGUGGACCUUGGACAGCGUCGCACGCGCGAAACGCCCGAAGAAAGCGACGGCGAAAGGGGUGCAGUGGGACACGCGGUUGCGUCACGAGAAGCGGCGACGGGCACUGAGAGACGGAGCCGUGCAGAAAAAAGCGGCUCUGCUGGUCACUCAGAGGAGUGCUUGGAGGAGAGGGCGCGCGCGAGGAUGGAAGACGGCGACGGCCUCGACGGCCAAGAGCACGACGACCUCCUCGACGGCCUCCGAAAACGCGGCGGCCGACGAGCACAAACUGCUGUACCUGAGCACGUUCGGCGACCUGGUCAAGAAACUGGCCGAGGAAACCGGGGACUGCUCUAGCACCUUGGCGGAGUACGAGCGACAGGUGCUGCGGCAAUGGCUGCAGCUGUCGGCGGAGACGGGCGCGGUCUACUUGAGGCUGCUGGGGCUGAAGGAGCCCUGGAUCCGCGGCAGCCAAGUGCGGUGCCAGGAAGGCUCCAUCCUGGAGCACUUCGCCGCCUUGGCGCAGACCGGCUUCGUCUCCAGUGAGUUCCAGUCGGCCGACCUGAAGCACAUCUUGGAGCUGCUGCGCAAGGACGAGGUGGAGGCCGUGGCGGACGGCCUGGUCACCCUGCCCGCCUCCUCCAAGCGCAACAAGCUGUCGUUCGUGCGCGCCGUGCAGCGCUUCAGUGUCGAGACACCGCAGGCCCUGCCGCGGCUGCAGGCCAGGCUGUGCGUGGCGCUGGGUGGCUGCGUGCGCGUGCUGGCCGUGCCGCGGCAGCUCGUGGAGCGCGUGCUGCUGCUGCUGGCGGCCUGGGCGCCGUGCCCGCCCGACGGCGACCGCCUCCGCGCCGCCCGCGCGAUGCUGCUGCGCCCCGUGCCCCAGCCGCUGCGGCUGGAGGGGCUGGGCUGGCGCGGACUGCCGCCCCCGCUGCGGUGCAUGUUCACCACCCGCCAGCAAGCAGUGGCGUGGGAGUCUAUCGCCAGCCACCGGACGGACUUGGAGGAGGCGGUGAAGCAGAGCCACUGGCCGAAGGUGGCCAACGUGACCGAAGAGCUGCUGCAAAGCUACCGCAGCCACCUCGCCACCUGCAGCUUGAACGACGACGUCGCGAACCGCACGCUGGGCAACGCCCUGGCCGAGGCGCUGACGGUGGCGGCCGAGACGCUGGUGCGCUCCUGGGAGGAAGACAAGAAGACCCUCGCGCUCACGGUGUACUGCGAGCUGCUGGGCCAGCGCCUGCACGCGCAGGAGAAGAGGGUCCUGUGGGUGGCGGGCCACACCAAGCUGAUGCAGGCGACGCCCGACGGCCAGCAUGCAGCGGCCGAGCUGCUCAUCGGAGAGCUGGAGGACGGCGGCCAUCGGGGCGCGCAGCGAGCUCACCUGGAGCGGAGCGCCGCGGCCUUCCUCGCCUUCGUGCAACGGCCGCAGGGGCAGGGGCGCGGCAGGGGCGACCAGGCCGACCUGACGGAGGACGUGCGGGCGCGGCUGGCUGAGCUGCUCUCCGCCCCGGUAGAGCUGCAGGACCUCGCCGUCGUCAGGCUGACGGCCUCGGCCCUGCCCGGGAAAAGCGCGUCGCUGAAGAAGGUGUUCGUCUUCCAGCCGGCGGCCGGCGCCAAGAAGCAGCACUUGUCGGUGGAGGAGCGCGUCAUGGCCAAGUACGCCAAGAGCGGCGAGUUCCCGCUCGGCCUCGACGACGAGGGCGAGACGCUCGUGUCGCUCGCGGUGCUGGCCUUCUGGAACGCGGUGUACGACGGCGGCGUGGACGACGCCUGGGGCAGCCCCUGCCAGGACAGGCCCCUGGACUGGGCGACGGACCGCUUCUGGGUGACGCGGCACAUGGCCAUGGAGGAGCGCUGCGACGCGCUGCUGCAGCACGCCGACGCCGAGGGACACGCGGCCGUCGCCGCCGACCUGCUGGCCGCCAGGGACGCCCUGGCCGGCACGCCCAGCCUGGUGCGGUGGCAGCUCCUGCAGGAGCUGGACCUGGAGGGCCUUUUAAAAUGCAUCUCUGUUCCACUCUUCGUGGCCAUUUGCCGGAGACUGCUGAGUGACUUCUCCUCGUACAGAUCGGGAUUCCCCGACCUCCUCCUGUGGAACCCCACCGAGUCGAAGAGCCUGUUCGUGGAGGUGAAGGGGCCCAAGGACGAGCUCUCCCUGCAUCAGGCGAAGUGGCUCGAGUUCCUCAAGCAAAGCGGCGCGACAGUGGCUGUGGUGGAAGUUCGCACCAAAUGAAAGCGGCCUCUUGGAGAGGUGAGCCAAGGUCGACUGCUAGAGACCCGCACGGCCGCACGCACGAGAAAAAGGCGCCUGCGCGGAGUGGUGCCUUAUUUAGGGCGCCUCAUUACAAGUUUCCGUUUUUUAAUGUGUUAAACGAGAACGUUGUUGAGGUAAACCUUGUUUCUUUUGAAGCCAUUGUAAGACGUGAAUUCUCUUUUGAAUGUAAAUUUUGUUGCCAUAUCUCAAAUAUUUUAUUUUGUUUUAGUCUAUGGAAUGUAAUAAAUAAUAGACCUAAUCGAACAUGG